Messenger RNA from Recurvomyces mirabilis, 927 nucleotides. RefSeq lists its product as uncharacterized. The transcript has 2 exons. The record is from RefSeq and is a predicted model, not a curated record. Bases 1 to 927 code for a protein of 308 amino acids. NCBI's taxonomy places the organism in Eukaryota, Fungi, Ascomycota, Dothideomycetes, Mycosphaerellales, Teratosphaeriaceae.
AUGAAUGACCCCCAUAAAGACUACCUCAAGUAUGACCGACAUGAAUUUGACAAAGCUGACAAUCGAGGCGAGCAAGCCUCUUGCGACAGAUACCAGCCCACGAGCGAAGCGCGCGAGACUGCCGUCCUUGCCGAAGGACAAUAUGCAGGCCCAAGUGGCGAGAAUGCUGCUUGUCCUGUGAACGAACAUGCCACCACAGGCGAGCGCCUAGCAGCUGAGCUACUUCAGUACUGGCUCGGUGGGCUGCAUGGCGAGGCAUUCGAGACACGAAGUCGCAAGCACAAACGCAAGCAACGGGAGCAAUUUCCUGUCAUGUUUGGCCUCCUAGACGUGUUGACGAAGUACAACACUGCCUUGCAUAGAUCCGAACAUGAUGUGCUGGCCGAGCACAACGGCACAAUCGAAGACCGCCUGAGUCUGGACCAGGGCCGUCAACUCAGCGACUAUUUUGUCGCCGAGACCGAGCGACUUGAGGAUCUGAACCGUGAGCUCAAAGCACGACUCGAUGAAGCUACUGCACGUCUCACCUCGCUCGAGGAGGAGCAGAACGCGAACGAAGAACACAAUAUGCUCAAGCGGAUUCUCACACUUGAGAAGUCGAUCAAGGCCGAGAAGGAAGCUCGCAAUCAGUCAGGCGCUCGAAUCGCCGAACUCAACGACAAGCUAGCGGGAUUCAAAGCAAAGUGCAAAACGAGGCUAAAGUCCCUCGAGGGUGAUCGAGAUGCAAGCAACGAACAAGCCAUCGAAUUUAAGGAGCAGAUCAAGUCACUCUCCAGCCAAUGCGCUCUGAUUUGCACAUCCGUCCGUUCGACCUGCUUCGCACUCUGGAAACGCAGCAGCUCUCGCGCUGAGCGAUAUCUAGACGAAGCUGAGGACGACAUCAGACUAGCGGAGGGCCACGAGCCGCGAUAUUCUCGCAAGAAGUAG